AUGGCUGGUGACUCCUUCUCCUUCUUUGCCCUUGGAGAUUUCGGCGUCAAUGUUCACCACUUCAUUCCCUCCAUGUCAAGGCAUUUUCUGCAAAGUGCUCUUGCAAUGAAGCUUCUGGCCCAGUCUCCCGAGAUUGACCUUCGCUUCGUGACUCUUUUGGGCGACAACGCGUACCCAAUGGGGGUUUCAGGGACAGAGGAUGUGGUGUGGCGUGGCAUCCUUGAGGACGUGUUUCAGUUUGGCUAUGGGCUCAAGUGGUAUGCGGUCCUCGGGAACCACGACUACUACAACGUCGCCCCCGCCCAGGUGGCGUACACGUACCGGCAUGGCUAUCUGUCCGAAGAAGCGGGCAGGUGGUACAUGCCAGCGAACUGGUACAGCGAGGUCGUGGAGCACAAGGGCAUCGGCAUCUGCAUGCUCGCGCUCGACACUGAGCAAGCCACAGGCAUGUCACAACACAGUGAGAAGGGCAACGACAUCUUCCCUUAUUUCCGCAAGCAGCAAGCCUGGUUCGAACGGGAGGUCUCCAAACCAGAGUGUCAACAAGCCCACUGGAUUGUCGUCUUAGGGCACCACCCUGUCAUAUCAGCAGGAUGGCGUGGUUCCGCACCACACAUGCAGCCCUUCCUCGACCUAAUGGUAGCCUGGCAUGUUGACCUGUUCCUUUGUGGCCAUGACCAUGGUUCGCAGCAUGCGGAGCACAUGGGCCUCCAUGUCAUUGGGGCUGCCGCCGCUUCUCUACCCGGGGGCACAGGACCCGUUGACGAUCCAAGAGUGGAUUUCUUCCAUGGGCCCUCGCCUGUCUUCGCGAUGUUUACAGUCUCACGUCAACAGAUCCGGGGUGGUUUCCGGUCGGGCGAAAAUGCCUCAUGGCUUUUUCGCUACAUGCAGGGAUCAGGCCAGCGGGAGGUACGACUUCGAAAUGGGCUGAGCAACGCCUCCUUUUUGAGUUGUCGCUCUUCGGUCUGUCAGCGUGAUGGGAAAGGCAGAAAAACCACUCCCUCCAGGCUGCGCAUGGUUUAG
This is a messenger RNA of Symbiodinium natans, 1023 nucleotides long. The record is from the annotation of a GenBank genome assembly. Lineage: Eukaryota; Dinophyceae; Suessiales; Symbiodiniaceae.